CCACCUGUCAAAGUUUAUAGCGAGCUUCAUGUGAAUGAGGUAGUGACAUGUGGUCCCGCAGAUAGACGCCUUACUCCCGCCCAUACACUUCUUUUCGUCUACAGUUCUGAUGCUCGUCAUUCGUUGAGUCCAACCGCUUCUGCCAAGUCUCGAUUCUCCGAUGUCCGCUCGCCGUGAGGUUUCUCGUGCUUGGAGGCCCCUAUUUUCUUGUCAUAAACCCCUCUAGGUUUGGAUCUCCUCUGUCGCUCUCUCCUCCAUAAUGGCUACCAAGUCUGACGAAGUUGCUCCCGCACCUCCCUUGUGUGACUUAAUUUAUCUGCCUGUGUCAGCAGAUUCCGUCCAAUGCAAGCACUGGAAUAAUGCCCUAUGUUGCAUCCGUGAUAUUGUCUCCCAACCCCCGGGUUUCGGAACCCCUUCCUCUGUCACCUCGGCUGUCAAUGCCUGUGCUGCUACUUUGCCAGCCGCAGAGUUUUCGGACCUCCUUCAAACUCGCAAUAUUGAAGGUCACACGGCGCUGUAUUGGGCAAUUGUGAAUAACCGGCCAGAAACUUUUUCGUUCCUUGCUGGAUUUAUAUCCCAAUUUUCGUCGGAUUGCUCAUCCGACUUGCGCCUCGCAUGCAUGACAACCAGCGACAACGAAUUGUUUACGCGGCUGAAUCUUGGGGGUAAUAGUAAUGAUCCCAAGGACGAGCCUUUGAGACGCUCUUUAGGUUGUCCAGCAGACGAGAUUCAAGUAGCUGGUAGUGAACCGAAUCAGUUUGUUGCUAGUUUCCGGAUCAGAAUGUUUCAGAAACGCCUGCGCACUACACAAGACAUGCGUUGCGAAUUUAUUGCAGGAGGUCGUAUAUGGUGGUUACGCUUUUAUAUGGCGCGCAUUAAAAAGAUUUGGUGCGCAGAGAUUGGGCUUUCUGGCGAUAGUCUUCCAGCGCGUCCGAGUUCAGACGCUGUACUUUUGAUCGAGGCCCACAAACAGAAAAACAGUCGUCUAUCUAAUGCGCUUCAAAUAUCGUUAGAAUUAGCGGACAGAUACAAGCCCGAGCCCAAGCAUCUGUCGGUUGCACACGUGAGGGCUCUACAUAAAUUUGAAUACAGCACAGCUCCGGAGAUCUGCAAUGAGUUGGGCGAUUGGGUAAUGCAUGACAACUCUAUAUAUGUUGACAACGAAGGCACUCUGCAUGCGAAGCUGAAGAUCAAGUUAUCGCUGUUUGCAACCCCAGAUAAGUAGUUGAAACCGGUGAUCGUUCGCUCGAUCAUGAGUUCGAUCAUGAUGUUUCUUCAUCUCUACACGGAAGGCGGCCGAGGAGCAGUAAAGUCUGAUGACCGUCGUUUUCCAGAACCAGUACACAUGUGGUACCCCGAAAAUCAGAUGAUGUAUCUAUCUCAUACGAUAAUCUUUCUUUAGUAUGGACGACAGGGGACACAGUUAAGUGUUUAGACAACCCGGCGCAGCAUUAUGCUCGAGCAAGACUGUUCUGACUGGUAAGUUCCGCACUACUUAAUUCUGCUCCGCCGAUCAGGUUCCCGUAACGCGCCACAGCAAUUUGUUCCCGCAACGCGCCACAGCAAUUUGUGAGUCCUCCGUCGGACAGGCACUGGGCAGGGU
This is a messenger RNA of Suillus clintonianus, 1603 nucleotides long. RefSeq lists its product as uncharacterized. The transcript is spliced from 6 exons. The record is from RefSeq and is a predicted model, not a curated record. NCBI's taxonomy places the organism in Eukaryota, Fungi, Basidiomycota, Agaricomycetes, Boletales, Suillaceae. Bases 260 to 1225 code for a protein of 321 amino acids.